UUUUUUUUUUUUUUUUUGUGAUUUUUUGACAGCACAAUGGCGAGCAACAUUUGCCCUCGAUGCACCAAAGCAGUCUACAUGGCUGAAGAGAUCCUCGCCUGCGGCCACAAGUGGCACAAGGCGUGCUUCCUCUGCAAGGUGUGCAACAAGCGCCUCGACAGCACCACUGCCACCGACAAGGACGGCCAGGUCUACUGCAAGAGCUGCUACGGAAAAGAGUUCGGACCCAAGGGCUACGGCUAUGGCGGUGGCGCUGGCACCCUCAGCAUGGACAACGGUCGCCAGGUCGGCGGCUCAGCAGCCGGUCCCGCCAGCUCGGGCCCCACCGUCGACGAGGAGGGUCGCAUUGUGAACGUCUCGUCGGGCGCGAACGGCGAGUGCCCUCGCUGCGGCAAGGCCGUCUACUUGGCCGAGAAGAUCAUUGGCGCUGGUAGCUCAUGGCACAAGUCGUGCUUCAUGUGCGCCAACUGCCGAAAGGGUCUUGAUUCGACCACAGUGGCUGACAACAGUGGUCAGAUCUACUGCAAGGCGUGCCACGGCAAGUUCUUUGGCCCGAAGGGCUUUGGCUACGGCCAGGGCGCUGGUGCUCUCACCAACACUCAAUGAGAUUUCCGUCAACACUUGAGGGCCCCUCUUCCGUCGUGACAAUUUCGGUUGCUGUAGUUUCGGCUUUCGUCUGUGAUGCUUUGUUCCCAAACGAACCGAGAUUUUUCAACUGAAAGCAAUCCAUCUGCAAUCCAUCUGAGC
Molecule: messenger RNA, 747 nt
Organism: Capsaspora owczarzaki ATCC 30864
Lineage: Eukaryota; Filasterea; Ministeriida; Capsasporidae
Product: zyxin-binding protein
Exons: 7
Coding region: 37-606 (189 amino acids)
Biological process (GO): muscle tissue development; sarcomere organization
Cellular component (GO): cytoplasm; nucleus; Z disc
Molecular function (GO): actinin binding; structural constituent of muscle
Source: RefSeq, a predicted model, not a curated record